Adineta steineri is the source of this 2823-nucleotide messenger RNA. NCBI's taxonomy places the organism in Eukaryota, Metazoa, Rotifera, Eurotatoria, Adinetida, Adinetidae. The record is from the annotation of a GenBank genome assembly.
AUGAAUCUUUUUUGCUUUUACUUGAUUUUUUCUAUUCAUUUUUCGGUGAUUAAACUUGAAACAUCUGAUACAUUUGAUAGUUCAACAAAUAAAACAAUUGAGUUAUUUGAAUUUGAUAAUUUAUAUAUAACAAUACUGGGUGCAUUAACAAAUAAUGAACAUAUUACUAUUCUCAAUGAACAUACUAAUCGAUUAUAUCGUGUAUCAUCACAUCAAGAAAUUUAUCUAUCAUCUCAAUCAUUUCUUCUUGAUUCAAAUCCAUUAUUAAUAGCAUUAAAAUUAUGUGAAAUAGGAAAUACUUCACAUGCUAAAGCUAUUAUUGCUGGUGAAGGUUCUGAUGGAAGUGAUUUAACUUUAACUGCUAUUUCAUAUGUAUCAGAUUUUUAUCAUAUACCUGUAUUAGCAAUAGCAUCAAGAGAAAAUCUAUUUUCAGAUAAAGCAUUAUAUAAUUAUAUUGUACGACUUGUACCACCAUAUUUAUAUGAAGCUGAUGCAUGGUUUAGUAUUAUUCGUAGAUUAAAAUAUACAAAAGUCGUAUUAAUCUAUAGUCAAGAUGAAGAAGGUCGAAUGGUUGCAUCGAGAUUUCAAAUGUUAACAGAAGAUUCAGAAAUUCAAAUUGAACGAACAGAAGAAUAUGAAAUAAAUUCAAAUUUUACAUCUAUAAUAUCUAAUUUAACAUCUGAAGAUCGUUUAUUAUCACGCGUUUUUAUUAUUCAUACUAGAGUUGAAGAUACUGAUGAUCUACUAUCAGCUAUUGUACGUUUACAACAUUUAGAAAAUUUUGUUUGGAUUAUAAAUGAACGUGCAUUAAUGUCAAAUAGUUCAGCAUUAUUCGAUGGUCUUCUUGGUGUUAAAUUACAUAAAUUAUUUAGUGAAGAAAAUCUUCUUAUCGAUGCAAUAAAACUUCUUGUAAAUGCAUUUAAUAAUUUUAUUGAUGACGUAGGAUUUUGGUCAGAUAAAAAAACAGCUAUUAAUUGUUCUACAAUUGAACCAUGGUCAUACGGAAAUGAUUUUUAUAGAAAAUUAUUGAAUACAAGUCUUAUGCAUGGUGUUACGGGAAAUAUUGAAUUUAAUGAAGAAGGUGAUCGUGUUGAAUCAUUAUAUGAAAUAAUUAAUAUUCAAAAUGGACAAACAAAAGUUGUAGGAACUUAUCGAACGAAUACAAUUGAUAAAACAGAAUUAGUACUUGAUGAACAAGAUCUCGUUUGGCCUAAUGGGCUUCGACGAAAACCAGAUGGAAUUCGAACAAGACGAAAUGUUUCAGUUGUUACAAUUCAUGAAAAACCAUUUACAAUUGCUCGUCCUGGUAAUGAUUGUGAUCCUGCUAUUGAAGUCUUAUGUCCACGAAAAAGACUAAAUGAUUCAAUUAAUGAAGAAUAUGAAAAUUUUUGUUGUCGUGGUUAUUGUAUUGAUUUAUUACAAGAAUUAUCAAAAAAUUUAAGCUUUGUAUUUACAUUACAUCUUGUUGCUGAUAAUAAAUAUGGAUCAUAUGAAAAAGAAAAAGAUGAUAAACAUAAACGAUGGGAUGGAAUGAUUGGUGAAUUGCUUAAUUAUGAAGCUGAUAUGAUUAUAGCUCCAUUAACAAUUAGUCCUGAACGUGCAGAAGAUAUUGAAUUUACUAAACCAUUUAAAUAUCAAGGUAUUACAAUUCUCGUACGAAAGACUAAAAAUGCAUCAAAUCUAGCAUCAUUUUUACAGCCAUUUAAAGAUUCAUUAUGGGCAAUGGUUUUAUUAUCUGUACAUGUUAUUGCUGUUGUUUUAUAUUUACUUGAUCGUUUUUCUCCAUUUGGUCGAUUUCGUUUUUCACCUCGACAAGGAACAGGACGUAGUGGAGAUGGUCCUGUCAUUGAAAUUAAUACAGAAGAAGAUUCACUUAAUUUAUCACGGGCACUUUGGUUUACUUGGGGAGUAUUAUUAAAUUCAGGAAUAGGAGAAGGAACACCACGUAGUUUUUCUGCUCGUGUUCUUGGUAUGGUUUGGGCAGGUUUUGCUAUGAUUAUGGUUGCAUCUUAUACUGCUAAUUUAGCUGCUUUUCUUGUGCUCGAUCGUCCACAAGCUGGUAUAUCAGGAAUCAAUGAUGCACGAUUGAGAAAUCCUCAAGAUGGUUUUACAUAUGCAACAGUCAAAGGUUCAUCAGUGGAUAUGUAUUUCAAACGACAAGUUGAAUUUUCCACGAUGUAUCGAACUAUGGAAUCAAAAAAUUAUUUAACUGCUGAAGAUGCAAUAGCAGAAUUAGUAGCUGGUACAUUAAAAGCAUUUAUUUGGGAUUCACCGAGACUUGAAUAUGAAGCAGCACAAAAUUGUGAUUUAGUUACAGCUGGAGAAUUAUUUGGGCGAUCAAGUUAUGGUAUUGCAUUAAGAAAAAGAGAUGCAUGGAUUAAUCCUUUAUCACAUGCAAUAUUAUCAUUUCAUGAAAAAGGUUUUAUGGAAACACUUGAUAAUAAAUGGAUAUUUUUCAAAGGAGCGAAACAAUGUUCUGAUCCAUCAUCAUCACCAGCAACACUUGGUGUUAGUAAUAUGCUUGGUGUAUUUUUACUUGUCGCUGGUGGAAUAUUUGCUGGAUUUUUUCUUCUUGCUAUUGAAAUCGCAUUUAAACGACGAAAAGAACGACGAGAAAAAGAAGUUGAAUUAUCUCGAAAUGCACUUAUUCAUUGGAGAAAAAAAAUCGAGAAACGUCGACAACGUUCAAUCAUAUUUGAAACUGAUAAUCAACAACGACGACAAAUUGUUGAUACAGAUUUACAUAAUGAAUUACCUUCACAACGAUUUGGCCUUUAUAAAUCGUCCAAUAAGACAAAUAAUUUAAAAGAUUUGACAUGUUAA